Schistocerca cancellata (South American locust) is the source of this 6645-nucleotide messenger RNA. It is a transcript of the gene mnb, whose product is annotated as serine/threonine-protein kinase minibrain. Gene Ontology annotation, biological process: protein autophosphorylation; peptidyl-serine phosphorylation; peptidyl-threonine phosphorylation. The record is from RefSeq and is a predicted model, not a curated record. Gene Ontology annotation, cellular component: nucleus. Gene Ontology annotation, molecular function: transcription coactivator activity; ATP binding; protein serine/threonine kinase activity. The annotation marks the transcript as partial. The transcript has 8 exons. Lineage: Eukaryota; Metazoa; Arthropoda; Insecta; Orthoptera; Acrididae.
GGCGGCGGCGGCGGCGGGGGCGGCAGCGGCGGCCCGCUGUACGGCCGCCUCGUGGCCGAGGACUCGCUCGCCGCCGCCGACAUCCAGGCCAUGCAGGCCUGCAUCCCGCGCUAUUUCCGCGACCCCGCGCACGCGCCGCUGCGCAAGCUCUCCGUCGACCUCAUCAAGACCUACAAGCACAUCAACGAGGUGUACUACGCGAAGAAGAAACGACGGGCGCAGCAGACGCAGGGCGACGACUCUUCGCACAAGAAGGAGCGCAAGCUGUACAACGACGGCUAUGACGACGACAACCACGAUUACAUCAUUAAGAAUGGCGAGAAGUUCCUCGACCGCUAUGAGAUUGACUCUCUCAUUGGCAAGGGCUCAUUCGGACAGGUUGUCAAAGCGUAUGACCACGAGGAGCAGUGUCAAGUCGCCAUUAAAAUUAUUAAAAAUAAGAAGCCUUUCCUCAAUCAGGCACAGAUCGAGGUAAAGCUGUUGGAAAUGAUGAACAAAGCAGAUGCAGACAACAAGUAUUAUAUAGUGAAACUGAAGAGGCACUUCAUGUGGCGCAACCACCUGUGCCUGGUGUUCGAGCUGCUGUCGUACAACCUGUACGACCUGCUACGGAACACAAACUUCCGCGGUGUGUCACUCAACCUGACGCGCAAGUUUGCGCAGCAGCUGUGCACGGCACUGCUCUUCCUGUCGACUCCGGAGCUCAACAUCAUCCACUGUGACCUCAAGCCGGAGAACAUCCUCCUGUGCAACCCCAAGAGGUCCGCCAUCAAGAUCGUGGACUUCGGCAGUUCGUGCCAGCUGGGCCAGAGGAUAUACCAGUACAUCCAGUCUCGGUUCUACCGGUCGCCCGAGGUGCUCCUAGGAAUCCCAUAUGACCUCGCCAUUGACAUGUGGAGCCUCGGUUGCAUUCUGGUUGAGAUGCACACUGGCGAGCCACUCUUCAGUGGAGCCAACGAGGUGGAUCAAAUGAACAAAAUCGUCGAAGUCCUGGGAAUGCCACCAAAACACCUCCUCGACCAGGCGCACAAAGCGCGCAAAUAUUUUGACAAACUGCCGGGCGACGGCAGCUACGUGCUGCGUAGGCCGAAGGAUGGCCGCAAGUACCGGCCGCCGGGUUCACGCCGGCUACACGACGUGCUCGGCGUGGAGAACGGCGGGCCCGGGGGUCGGAGGCUCGGCGAGCCGGGCCACUCUGUCAGUGACUACCUCAAGUUCAAGGAUCUCAUCCUCCGUAUGCUGGACUUCGACCCAAAGACGAGAGUGACGCCGUACUACGCCCUGCAGCACAACUUCUUCAAGAGGACAGCUGAUGAGGGCACCAACACGGGUGGCAGCGGGUCGGCGCCCAACACCGCAGGCGCGAGCAGCUCGGCGGUGUUCGUGCCGCCCCUAGCGGGGCCCCCCGACCCCCACAGGCCCGCCCCGAGUCCUGGCAGCGGAGGCGGUCCGCAGCAAGGUGUCCGGGCGCGGUCAGAUCCGGUGGCGUGUACAGGAGUGGGCGCACCGCCGGGACACCCUCACGUAGUCGCAGCGUGCCCUCCCACGCUGCAGCCGCCCCCGGCGCCCCUCCACCAGCAGCAGCAGCAGCAGCAAGUGCUGCCGAUGGAGUGUGACGGUCCUCCGAUCUCGGGACCCCCCGCGGCGUCGGCGCUGCGCCACUACCAUCCCCGCCACCGUCGAGGCCCGCCGCCGCCUCCUUAUGCGCCCGGCGAGCCGCUGCAAGUCGUGCAGCAGCCACAGCCGCAGCAGCAGCAGGUGGCGGUGGCCUACCACCACCGGGGUGGCGGGUACGGCGCAGGCGUCGCGGCACCGGUCUCGGCGUACCACCGCGGGUUCGUCCCGGCGGCUCUGCCCCCUCCACCCGUCGCGCCCGUCCCGGGACCCGCCGCAGACGACGCGCCGGACCAGGACGACAGCCCGAUGGUUGGCGUGUGCGUCCGGCAGAGCCCGGUUGCCAGCCAUUAACGGCUACUGCUUCUUAGUGCUCGGCCGCCUGCCGCUGCGGCGUAUAUAUUUUUUUUACCGUAGGAAAGAAAAACGGAACUGUAGUUUCCGGAGGACGCGUGCGCCCCGACUGUGGCGUGGGGGAAGGGGAGGGUGGACGAGUCGCUGUGGACUGUGCUCUCCGCCACUCUGUGACUGCAAAAUCACCUCCCCCUUUUAUUUCCCCGACUUUUGUCCUUUAGGGAAGAAAUUUGCAGCACUGUGGUGACCCCGUCUCAUUUUCCUGGCCCACGUCUCGCGUCUGUCUCCCCUUCCGCAUCCUCGCCCUCGAAAGUCUGCGGACGUGCUUUCCUCGGUGUCGUCCUUCCUCGAUGUCCCCCCUCCCUCCACCUCUCCUCUCCUCCUCCGACUGCUUAGCCUCGUCUCGGAAGUGGCUGACCGGCACCCUGUGGGUUGUGGGUGUCACUUCCUCGGGUUUUAUUUCUCCCGCUUUGCUUCCCGUCUCGGAGGGACGGCUGUGGCUCUUCACUUUUACUCGUUCCAUCCCAGAUCGACACCCGCACACUGUGCACUCACGAAUGGCCCGUUUCUGUGCUUGUGGUAAAAUUAUUGCAGGAGACUUGUAGGAGGAUGUGUAGAAGAGGAAAAUAUUAAUACAGCUUAUAAAUGCCUCAUUACCUUCAGUGUAGGAAUAAUAAGUCAGGAAAAUGUCAAAGAAAGAAACUGUUACCCUUAUGUACUUGACAAAGGCUUUUAUAAACAAAUCAAACUACACACGCUUUAAUUUAUUCCUCGUUUUAAGUGAAGUAUAUUUAAACUUGCUCAGAAGCUUGAAGAAUAUAAUAGGUGUGUUCUGUUGUCUCUGUAGCUUGUGAAACUGGGAAGUGCAUUUGUGAUUUUUUUUGAGUGCCGCUGUACAGUUUAUUAACAGUUUUGUUAUUUAUACUUUGCUGUUGUACUGUUUAUGUCCUAUGCUCUACCUGCCCAUUUCCCAUUUUCCUCUCCAGUCUGCUUCUGGAAAACUCAGUUAAAAGCACAACAGGCAACUACAUUUACGAGGUCCUCACCGACGAAUUGUUCAGGUAGUCGAUUUCCCAAUUUAGUGCUUUUAUUAAGUACUGUACACAUUUUUUGGAUAAUUGCCACUGUCAACAAAGCGACUGAAUCUCCUUGUCAGAACAGAAAUGAAAUCGCAUGUAUGGAACAUUUCUCGACAAGGAAUGAACGCGUUUGGAUGUGAUCGAAUGCUGGACUCUGUUCACUGUAUCUCAAAGCUGUCGCGACAUUUUUAACGUCAUGUCGUCUUCCAAAUCACUGUUUCCACACCCUGCAGAUCCAGAUCCAGGUUUCUUGUUCAUGUGUACUUAAGAAAAUUUACAGGCUCAGUGCUUUUGAAUUUUGACAUAUGUUUUUAGAGUGCCAUGAUAUGCAUUUGCAUGUUGGAAAUAAAGACAGAUUUAAGAGUUACUUUCAGUAUUACCUGUUUCACAGUACAGUUUUGUUUCAAUAUUCCUAAGCUUUUUGUGACUACCUAUCCAAUAAAUGUAUUUUACUCGGCCGGCGUCAUACUGUUGGCAGUUGUUAAAAGGACAUGUAUUUCGAGUCAUCUGUCUCUGUUGUUGCGUACUGUGUUCAUAGUGAUGAAAAGUUUGCUGAAGCACGGCAGACAAUAUAAAAAAGAAAAAUUGUCCAGAACAAUUAAUUAAGCAAGCAAUUGUGGGCAACAAAAUUAUUUGUGUGAGCAGACUGACCACUAUUGUAUGUGAAAUAGUGAACUGCUAUACAUCAGGAAACUGCAAGACAUAAGAAAUUGUGUUUCUCUAACAGAUAUUUUCCUUUCAUCUUUGGUUACCUUAGUAAUCUGUUGUAAAUGAACAUACAAUAUCGCCAAUGGAUACAAAGCUUUCACGUUCAAAAUAGGAAAAAUAAAUCCCAACUCAGUCCUAGCUCUUUCAGUUAGAACUGCACUGGUAGGCUGCAAACACAUUUGGAAUAUAUUGUUAUGUUCUUAUCCUUGUUCAAAGUAAUAAAGUCUGGUGUUUUCUUAUAUUUUCAUAACCAUAUUUUCAAUAGCUUCAAAAGAUGCCUCUAUACUCCUACCUGCAGGAACUAGUAAGUUUAUGAAAUGUUUAUGCUCGGAGGAGGUCUUUUCUCUAACUCCCUCUUACCAGAGGCAGAGAUCCCAAAUGACCAGUGGGAUUUUUUCACCAGAGUAAACUAUCCUUGACACAUGAAAUAGGAUCAAUUUUGACUAUCCCUAGUACUUGUAUAAGAUUUAUAAACAUUGUAUUCUGAUCAGACCUUUAUGGGUCAUUAGAGUAACAGUAAAUUCAGUGAAUCUGUAAUAUGGCUUCACAUUCACAACAAGUUUAAAAUUAGAAAGCUGUUGUAAUGAUAGCAGUUAUGCAAAGUUAAACUUCAUUCGUGCUGGAUAGGUGUGUGAGGCUGUAAGGGGUACUCUCCAUGAGCUAGUAAAAACCUUCAGAAUGGUAGCAUCCAAGUUGGUAGCUUUUGCCAGUAUCGGUGAACAGAAUACAAAUGGCAGCAUGGUGUUCCCUUCAUUCCACAAAAUGACCAGUGAUAGGCAGAUUUUAUGGUGGAUGGUCAAGUGUGUCUUUCAUAACAAUUGAAAACUUCCUAUGUACAUCUAAUACAGAAAACCAGGAGUGGUAUAAGGAGAUGUAUGUAAUUGCAGGCAUAUCAGCUGUGAGAGCUGCUAGUGACUGUGUUUCAGAGCUGUGCAGAACAUUUGCACAAUUUUCUGUGCCACAUUGCAAGAUUAGUUCGCAAUCUGAUCACUGUAGUAUCUGAAUUUUUGUUACUAAAAAGAAAAAAAUGCUUUUGUAAACUAUUCAUCACUUUGACCAUGGUACUGCCAUACUGCUUUUUGGAAAACCUGCAAAAGUAACUCAGAGUUAUCUGCUGUGUGUAUUCAGAGGACAAAUGAUAAAUGAGCAGUUGUCCCUGCAGUUUGAAGAAGCACAGUUUGAUAUAUGUUGGCUAAUUUGUUAUGUAGCUUGUUGUAUAUGAUGCUGUCAGUUUUGUUUCUAAUGCUAGCCAAUAUUGUAAGAAUUAUUUUCUUGUGACAUUAUUGUAAUACAUACUGCUCUGUGCACAGCAGAGAAGUAACAGUAUAUGAAUGCUCUGCACAAGUUAUAAGCCACAUGAUAUAUUGUCUUACAUUUUGUGUUGAACUGUUUGAUCUCUUCCCAUAGCAAAUUGUUAUUAAAUAAUAUCUACUUUGUUCCGCCUCUGAAGAGGGUAUAAAUGAUAAAAUUGAGAAGACAGGUUUUAAUUUCUAUUAUAUUUAGUUAACAGUGCCACACUUAUAGUGUUUUUUAAACUUAAUUCGGAUAUAAACUUGACAUAUUGACCAGGAAAUGUAUAUACUUCCUAGCGGUGUGCUUUACUUCCCAUCAUAUUUUCAAAUAGUAUCUGGAUCACCUUUAGAUAAGGUAUCAUUACAUAUCUGUAGAGGAAAAAAUUGUUAAAUGCUCAGUUUGGACUUUUGGUGUUCCAAGGGUAGAUGAUACUUCCCAAAAUUCUAGGGAAUAUUGGCAGUAACAACUUUCUUAUUAGCUCAAGUGCUGUUCCACAGUUUGAAUACUCAGACACUUAAACGGAAUUUACUCUCUGUUUCUGUUACUGAUCCAAUGUCAAAACAAUGGAGGAAAGAUGUAUUUCAAUCCUUGGAUUGUUGUAGAAGUGAAACAUCUGCAGAUAGGCCAGUGAGAAUGCAUCAUUGUAUUUUAGUGUAAGCUUAAUUUUUAUUAGAAUACUCAUGAGAAACAUAAGAAUUUAAAUAAUGGAAAGAGAAGAGGUAACAACUCACUGUGUAGUAGAGGCAUCACUUAAUGACAGGACGUAGACCAGACUGAGGAUGCUCCUAGCUUUCGGUCGAAUCCUCCUUCAGAGCUAACAGAAUACAAAUACACAUAGACUUACACUGCUACAUUCUCACAGCUGACUGCAUUCUGUUGAGUGCUGAUGCAGUGUAGGAGUAUUGAGCUGCCGUGCUAGCAAGAUGUUGCCAUCUGGAAAGGUGUAAUCGUGGAGAGUUAUGUGUGUAUUCUGUUAGUUUUGAAGGAGGAUUCAUGAAAAUGCCUGCAUUAUUCUCUGUCCCUCUCGUGUGCUUGUUGAUGACUCAACAUACCAACUGUAAGAUGCAUAGCUGCCUUUACCAUUCCACUAUUUAUAUUCUGCAGAGGACUUUCCAUCACCAUAAAUGUAACUCUCUUGUUCACACACUUAACAUCACCCUAACGAUGAACUCAUUUCGAUAUUUGUUGCCAAUUUUUCAAAUGAUAUUGUGACACAGUGGAUCUUUGAUUCUACAAAACAGAGAGAAUUGCUACAUAUUAAUUUUAUAUUAAUAAAUAUUUUAUUGUCAUUACAGUUGAGAUAUUUAGAAUGAAGGAAGCCAUCUCUUACUGGUAUUUGAAAGUGCGAGCAAUUGUAUGAUGUAGAUCUGAGCACUGGCCCAUUAAAAUAUUGAGCUGAUGACAAUUUUAUCCUGCUGUUCAGUGACCAAAAUGUCUACCAGCACAUUUUGUGGGAGUAGCAGUCAGCUGUUAGUGGUUAUCAGUUUUUGUAUUGUGAAGUUUUGUAGCUUCAGAUGCUUCUAAUGUGAUCUCUCCUGAAAAAAACUGCUUGUGAAUGUACAUUGUGUGAGUUAAGCAGCUUCUUAGCAACUGUGGA